AUGUCGACAACGAUGCCCGCGCGCGGCCCCCUUGAGCUCCAUAAGAAAACAGUUGAAGAGGUCUCCAGGAGUGUGCGUCAAUACUUUGAGAAGGGCGAGAAGUUCCGUAUAUACCAUGGCUCAACGAACAGCACACGGCAAUCCACCCUCAAGCGCAAUCUGGUUGAUACUAGCGCUUUGUCAAAUGUGUUAAAGGUCGAUGUGAAAUCGAAGACAUGUCUAGUGGAGCCCAAUGUCCCUAUGGACCGGUUGGUGGAGGCGACAUUGCAACAUGGGCUUGUGCCGCCUGUAGUUAUGGAAUUUCCGGGAAUCACAGUAGGGGGCGGAUAUUCAGGGACAUCUGGGGAAAGCAGCUCUUUUAAACACGGCUUUUUUGAUCGAACAAUCAACUAUGUUGAGAUGGUAACCGCGGACGGUACUGUUACAACUUUGUCCCCUACGGAGAAGCCGGAUUUGUUUCGAGGUGCAGCUGGUGCCGUGGGAACUUUUGGAGUUACAACUUUAGUUGAACUGCAACUUCAUGAGGCUAAGAAGUACGUCGAGACCACAUAUCACCCUGUGUCGAGCAUGGCAAUGGCCAUACAAAAGCUUAAGGAGGCGACUGCUGAUUCUGGCCUGGACUAUGUUGACGGGAUUAUGUUUUCCCAGACAAAUGGGGCAGUUAUUACGGGGCGACUUACAGAUGAUCGCAAAGAAGACCUCCCGGUGCAACGGUUCAGCGGUGCUUGGGAUCCCUGGUUCUAUAUGCACGUUGAGAACCAGAUCACCAACUGCACAGAACCCACUGUGGAAGCCAUUCCUCUAGCUGAGUAUCUCUUCCGGUACGAUCGCGGAGGUUUUUGGGUGGGUGCAUCCGCGUUCCAGUACUUCAAGGUACCCUUCAAUCGAUUCACCCGCUGGUUCCUCGACGAUUUCCUCCACACGAGAAUGAUGUACACGGCCCUUCACGCCAGCGGCCAAUCCAAAAAAUACGUUGUUCAGGACCUCGCCCUCCCGUACCCUACAGCCACACAAUUCGUUGAAUAUACAGACAAAAAUUUCGGUAUAUACCCCCUGUGGCUCUGCCCAUUGAGACAGAGUCCUCAGCCAACUAUGCAUCCCCACUACAAUGAAACUACGCCAAACGGUAACGAAUUAGAACCGAUGCUUAACAUUGGUCUUUGGGGCUUUGGACCUGAGAACCACGACGAGUUCGUCCAUAAGAACAGGGAUCUAGAGCGAAAACUAAAGGAGCUUGGUGGGAUGAAAUGGCUUUAUGCACAUACAUACUAUACCGAGGAUGAAUUUUGGGAGCAAUUUGAUCGAAAAUGGUACGAGCAGCUGCGGGAGAAAUAUAACGCAGCGUCACUGCCUACCGUGUAUGAGAAGGUGAAAGUAGAUAUUCAGGCAGAGAAGAAGGCUGAGAAAGGGGCAUUUUUCCGGACAACGUGGCCUUUUAGCGGGUUCUAUGGCAUCAAAAAAGCGAUUGAGAGCCGUUCGUAUGUCGAUGCUAGGAAGUCGUUGUGGAAAUCACUUGGAAAAUAG
Molecule: messenger RNA, 1524 nt
Organism: Venustampulla echinocandica
Lineage: Eukaryota; Fungi; Ascomycota; Leotiomycetes; Helotiales; Pleuroascaceae
Product: FAD-binding protein
Exons: 1
Coding region: 1-1524 (507 amino acids)
Biological process (GO): steroid metabolic process
Cellular component (GO): membrane; cytoplasm
Molecular function (GO): Delta24(24-1) sterol reductase activity; FAD binding
Source: RefSeq, a predicted model, not a curated record